Molecule: messenger RNA, 2976 nt
Organism: Mizuhopecten yessoensis (Yesso scallop)
Lineage: Eukaryota; Metazoa; Mollusca; Bivalvia; Pectinida; Pectinidae
Product: N-acylethanolamine-hydrolyzing acid amidase-like
Exons: 10
Coding region: 7-1089 (360 amino acids)
Biological process (GO): fatty acid metabolic process
Cellular component (GO): lysosome
Molecular function (GO): fatty acid amide hydrolase activity
Source: RefSeq, a predicted model, not a curated record
UGUCACAUGACAAGCAAAAUGGCUGUCAAAACAUGGCUUGUCUUCCUGGUCGCUGUUACAUCAGUGACGGGGAUUUUGUCGUCUUUUGAUUCACCACCAGAAAAGUUUGUGGUCAAUCUUGAUCUACCAGCGGACCAGAGAUGGACACACGUGGUAACAAAACAACCAUAUGUGGACUUAAUCCCGAAGUUCCGUCAAGUCAUCGGUGGUAUGCUGCCAGAGCCCGAAGUGUUGUUACCCUUGGUAGAAGCCAUUGCUGCAGAUUUGGAUAGCUACAUCAAAAGUCCAUACGCUCAGGAAAUGAGAGGGAUUGCUAAGAGUCUAAAUAUGAAUCUUGGCGACAUUGUAGGGGCUAACCUCCUGUAUGACGUGUCAGCGUUCUGUACCAGUAUUGUAAUGCAGGAUGACAAAAACAUGAUCUGGCACGCUCGAAACCUGGACUUUAGUUUUACUGAUCUCCUAAGGAAUAUCACAGUCUUCAUUGACUUUCAAAGAAACAAUCAGACUGUGUACAGUGGAGUCACCUAUGCUGGGUACAUUGGUCUAAUGACUGGACAAAGGCCAAAGGUAUUUACCAUCACUGCAGACGAAAGAGAUGACGGGAGCUUUUGGAUGAACUUCCUGGUUGGGAUACUCCAGAGGGAUGCUGUUCCUGUCAGCUUCCUUAUCAGAGAUACACUGGAGGAGAGUACAAAUUACCAAGCAGCCGUAAACAAGCUGGCCUAUAGCAUUACUAUGGCUUCUGUGUACCACAUCGUGGCUGGCGUUAACCCUGGGGAGGGAGUCAUCAUCACUAAGGGUCGUGAGGAGCCAGUUGACAUCUGGCCACUCAACCUUUCAAAAAACAGGUGGUUUGAGGUGGAGACAAACUACGACCACUGGAACAGUCCACCCCCAGAUGAUGACCGCAGAGACCCAGCUAUCAAGGCUAUGACUAACCUUGGACAGAAAAACAUCAGUAAAGCAACCCUGUUUAAUGUCAUGUCUACAGUACCAAUCAGAAACAACCACACAACCUAUUCUGUUGUGAUGUCUGCUGCGCAGCCCCAGAUCAUGCAAGCCUGGAUACGACACGGAGACGUGUACUGAUCAUUGUAACGUGUACUAACCGAUGUAUUGAAAAGCUGUAUUGACCACAACUAUUUCUACUGAUUAGGCCGUUGAUUCACCUGUUUCAUUUACAUAAGAAGAAAUCCUUGACGUCCUUGUUCGCAUUGAAUAGUAUUGCUUCAGUAAAGGAGAUUAGUUCACCCUUUCAACCCUAUGUAACUUUAGUAGACAUUAACCAUUCAUUGAUAUGGAUGAGUUCAUUAUGGUCUACAGUGGUGAAAGGGUUAAGGAUAUUUUUCUUACAUUUAGCAAUGAUAUUUUUCUUACAUUUAGCAAUGGAGAUACUUAAGUCAAGAAAUAAACUCUUCUAUGAACCUGGGUAAGUUGAUAUUUACUCACCAAGAUGAAUUCCAUAGUCCCUACUUACCACAUUGACACAUUCACCCCUGAAAGUUUAUAAUGAACUAUUCCAACCUUUAAAUUGGAAGAGUUCAAAUGUGUCUUCAGUGGUGAAUGAGUUAACUAUUUGCUACAAAAUCUAUUUACUAUUUGAUGACCUCUACGUACAAAGUUCAUGUCUGUAUGCUAUCUGAAAGACCUAUUUGUCACUGUUGUUUAUGUCCAGAUAGAUAAAAACAGUGAAAAGUUGGUCCUAAAAAUUUGAUAUUCAUCAUGAACAUAUUUCUUAUGAUACUCAUUUUACAAGUGCAAUGGAAACCAAAUUUUAUGAUACAUGUAUAGAUUUUUGGAUGAAGGUGUUCCUGCAAAAUGAACAAAAUUAAAUGCCCAUUAAGACAUGAUUUUACAAUAGAGGAAGUUCAGUCUCAUUGUAUUAACAUUUCCUUUUCUAUAUAUUUUAAAGUUUAAUGCUAUAUCAAUAUUUGCAUCACUGAUAUCUGGUAUUUAUGAAAACAUUAAACCAACCAUAUUAUCCAUAAGUUGGUAUGUGUCACCAAGUAUGAAGUGGCGUAUUACUUAUUCAAAGGUGCCUUAAUUUUAUCAUGUCUCGUCUUUUAUUAUAAUGUUUUCUUGAUUUGUUAAUAUUCAAUAUAUAUAGACAAUAAUUUGUUAUUGGUCAACAAACAUGUUGCUAUAAGCGGGUGCGAUAUCUAGUGGGGUGCGAUAACAUAUCAUAUAUUCCAGAACCCGAGCACCUGUGGCCAAAAUAGGAAAUUUCCAAACAGGGAUAUCAUGAACACUUCAGCAGAUUAUAUCUCUUUGGUUUGCUGUAUUGUAUCACCUGUUAACCCUUUCACCCCUAUGUAACUUUAGUUAACUCUUCCAUGCAUUGAUCUGGAUGAGUCCAUUAUGUUUCACAGUGGUGAAAGAGUAAACUAAAAAAUACUCACAAUUAAAUGAUAUGUAAUUCAAUGCUGAUGGGAAUUCGAAUGAGCAAGCCAACUGUACUGGUAUUGUCUCCCAUUUGACCACCUUUUGUAAACACACAUGAAUUGUGUUUUAUAUGGGUAAGAGAAUUGAGAACAAUUACAUACUUAAUCCAUAUCUAGGGAAGUGACAAAGCGAUUUACCGUUGUGUAUUUAAGGGAAUCAUAGCUCCAUUUAUAUUUAUCAAUAAAUGGUGUUUAACAGGUAAAAAUCAGCAGUUUAUUACCUGAAUGGAAUGUGAUUUACAUGUGAUAAAUAGCUGUGUAAUACAACUCACUGCAAAUGAAUGAUAUUUAUUCUCCACUACUUUGUAUGGGCACAGGUUACGGGAAAUUAUAGAUUUUCCAGGGAAAUGUUUUUAUGAUUUUCAAGAGAAAUAUACCAUGAUACAUAUAUUGCUCUAUACUGUUGUGUCAUAUACCCCGACACAUAACAUGGUAUAAUGUGAUCUACUGUAUGUGAAGCCAUCUAUUCCGUCUUUGCGUAUUGCAGAGCUAUCUUCUCUUGUGAGCAGGUAUUGAUUGUUACGUCAUUGGUUUG